Molecule: messenger RNA, 1572 nt
Organism: Alternaria postmessia
Lineage: Eukaryota; Fungi; Ascomycota; Dothideomycetes; Pleosporales; Pleosporaceae
Exons: 2
Coding region: 1-1572 (523 amino acids)
Biological process (GO): proteasome-mediated ubiquitin-dependent protein catabolic process
Cellular component (GO): nucleus
Molecular function (GO): ubiquitin binding
Source: RefSeq, a predicted model, not a curated record
AUGGAUGAGGAAAAUGUUGCCAACUUCUGCGGCAUCACGUCCUGCAGCCCAGAGCAGGCUGCUCAGUACUUGCGCCUAACAGAUGGCAACUUGGAGCAGGCCAUACAACUCUUCUUCGACUCUCCUGGACUUGCCGAUGCUCCUGCUGCGCCAUCACAGCCCUCAGCAGCCGCCUCCGCACAGAAUCCCAUCAAUAUCGACUCCGAUGAUGACAUGGACUUUGAUCCCGCACCACAAGGCAACGCGCCGUCCACACGGGCACAACCAGGCGUGGAAGACGAUGAAGCCAUGGCACGGAGGUUACAAGAAGAGAUGUAUGGCGGCGGCGGCGGCGCCGCCGGUGGCGCUGGCAAUGAUGAGAUUCGCGCGCCCAUAGAACGAAGAGUGGAAACACUUGUUGGCCCAGGCUCAAACUGGGGGCCUGCCGAUGACGAAGAAGAUCUUGAUGCUAUGGUCCAGGAGCAGCUUGCUCGUCGGCGGACAGGCCGCGCCGGUAUCUUCAACCAGCACACAACCCAUACCAAUGUCUGGGAUAACACGACCGAUUCGAGCACCCGGCGACGCGAGCUUGCGACCGCGACUGGCGGUGCUUCAGAGCAGUCUUCUAAGAUGAACAUGCUCGCAGAGCUAUUCCGACCACCGUUUGAGAUCAUGUACCAAGGAUCGUGGGAAAAGGCGCGAGAUAUGGGCAAGGACGAAGAAAAGUGGCUGCUUGUCAACAUCCAAGACCCGGCAAUCUUCGACUGCCAGCGCCUUAACAGGGAUAUCUGGAAGAAUGACGAUAUCAAGGCAACUGUGCGAGAGAACUUCAUCUUCAUGCAGUAUGCAAAGGAUGAUCAGCGUGGACAGCAGUACAUGAACUACUACUUCCACGCCCGUGACAGUUCUGACGCCUACCCCCACAUCGCCAUCGUUGACCCACGAACAGGCGAGCAAGUCAAGGUCUGGUCGGGACCACCGAUACCCGAACCAGUUGAGUUCCAUGCUCAGCUUCAUGAGUUCCUCGACCGUUACAGCCUCAAUGUCAAUGCGAAGAACCCUGUAGCGAAGCGGAAGUCUGAGUCUAAGAAGAAGGAUGUCGGUCGCAUGACAGAAGAGGAGAUGCUGGAGAUGGCGCUACAAAACAGCAUGGAUAACGGCAAGGGGCCGAAGGACGAUGACCCAGAUGCUCUCACCAAGUCUACAGACAACAUCAAGGGCAAGGGCAAGGCCGAAGAAGUCGCUUCUGAGCCGCCAGCUGAGCCCGAGGCAGCUCCUUCGAAUCCUGUCUUCGCUGCCAUCUCCGCACAUGCUCCUCAUACCGAGCCUACCGUUACUGAUCCCAAGGUCACGACUCGCAUCCAGUUCCGUGGCCCGUCAGGCCGUCCGAUUGUGCGCCGCUUCAACCUUACAGACCCUGUUCGCCGUGUCUACGAAUGGAUCAAGUCCGACGUGCCCUGGGAAGGCAAGCAAGGAGCUGAGUUCGAUCUGGCGUUCAUGGGCAAGAACCUCCUCGACCACGUCGACGACACGGUCGAAGCCGCCGGACUCAAGGGUGCCAGUGUUAUGGUAGAGUUCUUGGAUAAUGAGUAG